AUGCGGCGCGUCGUCUUCACAGGGAAGGCGCUAUUACCACCGCUCCUCGCGGCGGCGCUUUUAUUGUCGCUGUGUUACGCGGCGGCUCUUGUGGGAAUUUCCGCUGCAGCGGCACAUCCGCCGAUCAUUCCCCGUGAGCUCCGCCGCCUGCCCGACACCGCAGGGAUUUUGCGCGCUAUCUUCCGCGGAUCCACAACUUCCGGAGUCUUUUCAUUGCCCCGACGCACGAACCGCACAGGGACACCGCCAGGUGGUCGGGGGAUACGCGAUGGCCCGAUCUGUGAUAAACGAUCGGCAGAGGGCGGCGCUGUGCGGGGAUAUGCGGCGCUGUGCGGUGACGAGGCCGCGGUAGAGGCAGCGGAGAGGGAUGAGGCGGAAGAGGAGAGGUGGAAGGAACUGGCGGAGGACGUGGGGCCGGGCGAUGGCGAAGGGGAAGGGGAAGGGGAAGGGGAAAAUCCACUUCCCUCUGUGCCGUCCGGGCACCAGCAGUGGCAGCAGCAGGUGCAGCGGCGCGCGCAGAAACACGCACGGACUGCGAGCCUUCAGUUCAAGCAGCAGCAGCAAGGAGUGCAGCAGUGGGGGGCGCAGGGGGGGAAGCAGCAGAAGCCGGGAGAGGCGCCGGAGUGGGCAAAGCGGGAGCAGCAGCGGUGGGAGCGGGACCAACGGCCGCAGACGGCGGAGGAGAUUGCGAUGCAGGAGGAGCACUGGCGGCAGCAGCAAGGGCUAGUUAAGACCAGGCUGCGGCAGUGGCAGCAGCAGGCGAAACGGAUGAAUCAAGUGACUAAAGCCAAGGAGGCGGUGUGGGCGGCAGAGGCGAGGAGCAAAUGGGCGGCAGCGGCGCAGGGGCGGGAGAGGGCGGAAGGGACGCCAGGGACGGCAGGGGUGGCAGGGCGGUUUGCUGUGAUGACAGAAGACGACAUGGAUGACAUGAUGCCGGGCGGCACACUCUCCUGGCAGCGCCUGAAAGCCACCGCCACUGCCGCCCACCCCAACACUCCCAACAAUCUCAAGGCCACCAUCGCCUCCGUCAAUCCCAAGGGAGCCGUCACUCCCAAGGGGGCAGCAAAGCCAUGCUCCCCGCGGCACAGCAGCCCGGUGAUCAAAGUCUACUCAGUGUCCGACAUCGCUAAGCGCACGCGAUACCCUCCCCGGCAGACCGUCACGCUCGUGCUCUACCGCUCGCUCUCCCUCUCCCGCGGGCUCCUCUUCGGGACCAACUUCUCCUGCACCAUCUUCCGGUCCCGCUCGCUGCCCUCGCGCCACUCCAUCUCCCUCUCCCGCUCCGAUGAGCCCGUGCUAAGAGUGCACAACGCCAGCAACGUCCUGUUCAUCGGCAUCGCCCUGCGCAGCGCCGUGCGCAACUCCUCGCCCUUCUGCGAGGUGCUGCCCGAAUACGGCAGCCUGAUGGGGUUUGAAAUCAUCUGCCCGGCUCUCCACAUCUACCGCUCGUUCGGGAUUCAGUUCACGCAGGCUUCCGUGCUCGGGCGAAUCGACGUCUUCCGAUCCGGAUACACAAAGCUGGACUCUCUCUUUGUAACCGCCCCUGGGACGUACGAGAGGUCACCGGGAGUGAUCCGCAUGGGCAUGUGCGGGCUCGGCAUGACUCUGGUUUCCUCCAAGAAUGUGAUCACCAAUAAUGAUGUCUUUGGCGCGUGGGAGCUGAUUAACCUCUACCGUGGGUCGAUCGGCGUGAAGGUGCAUAAUAAUUUCCUGCAUGAUUAUUUGUUUGCGGGGUUCCGGUGCGGCGCUGACGUGCACUACUCGUGGGACUGCAUGCUGACGUCAGUGAAGAACAACUUUGUCUUCACGCCUCAGUCCAAGGGCCGCCUGACGUUUGACUCGGCCGGGAUUUAUUUCUGCACUCACUGGUUCAACCCUGGCAGCACAGUGGCCUGCAAUUAUGUGAUAGGCGGGGACCACUGCUACUACCUGGACUACUGCACAUCAGGAGUGGACAUCACAGGGGGCGUGUGUGCGCAGCUGUGGGACGGAGUGAAGCUGAACAACGGCAAGCGCAACAAGAUCCGCAGCCUGCUCAUGCUAUGGCCGUGGAUGAAGCAUGUGUGCAGGCAGACACGCAUCGGCACGCAGUCCUGCAACCCCGCAGGUCACAAAGCUCUCACCUCCAAGCAGACCGGCGCAUGCAGCGGCCUGCCCACCGAAAACGACGUCGAGCUCAUCGCAGUAGAUGCCGACACAAGCCGCCCGGACGAGUACCGGUACUGCGGGCGGGUGCCUGCCGCCCGGAAGGUGAACCGGCAGGUGCUCUACAGGAUGGCUCUGGCAGCGAGCAUGCCAUCCACUGCAGCGCUCACGAUGCCCCCCGCGUACCCCGCCCCCUCGCCUAUCGGGUACAGCCCCGGCAGCGACACACUCUCACAGCUCUCUGCCCCUCGCUCCACACGCACUGGACAACUCGUGCGCGUCUGGUGGGAUAAAGAGGAGGAUGGGAUGGUGUGGAUGAUGCCGUGUUGGGUUUGUGGAGAUGAUACAGCAGGGAGAGGAGGCGUGGGGGGCAUAGAGCAGCCAUGCCACGUAGCAGAUUGA
Closterium sp. Naga37s-1 is the source of this 2547-nucleotide messenger RNA. The record is from the annotation of a GenBank genome assembly. Lineage: Eukaryota; Viridiplantae; Streptophyta; Zygnematophyceae; Desmidiales; Closteriaceae.